Messenger RNA from Spirometra erinaceieuropaei, 16498 nucleotides. The record is from the annotation of a GenBank genome assembly. Lineage: Eukaryota; Metazoa; Platyhelminthes; Cestoda; Diphyllobothriidea; Diphyllobothriidae.
AUGAACUCCGAUGACUCGCCAACGGAUUUCAGCGAGACCGAGAUCGCCCCUGACCAGUCGUCGGAGACCUUCUACUACAAAUUGCAUCCGGGGCGCAAUAUCUUCUUUUGUAGAGGUCAUGGUGUAAUGAGCCGGCAGAUGGGUGUCUUCUAUCUCACAGUAUUCCUCAUCGUUGGUGUGAGUGCGCUCUUUUUUGCCUUCGAUUGUCGCUAUCUGGCGGUGACACUGAGUCCAGCCAUAGCCGCAUUUGGCGCUCUUCUCUUCAUCUUCGUAAUGGCAGUGCUCCUGCGUGCCAGUUGCAUCGACCCGGGCAUUAUCCCUCGAGCCACCGUUGCGGAAGUUAAAUGGGCGGAAGGUAAUGUCUUGUCACGUCCCCUAGAUACCUUUUUUUGCCCUUCUUCCUUUCUGUGACUUAUUUCGUCAACUUUGCUGUGGAGUGCCCCUGAUUGCUAGAGUAGGAUGUUUCGGACCUAAAAGAGGGCACAUCUUUAGAGGCAUAAAGGCGGGGCGAAGAAGGACGCAGGGGAACUGGUGGGUAUGGAUGGAGGGGUAUGAUAUUUCGAGGGUGUGAUUGCUACACAGCCCCGUGCCUGAUUAUUUCCGGUUCGAUCCAAAAUGGCCAGACGCUUAGACCCCAUCGCGGACGUUGGGAGCUUGUAUGACAUGGAGAUGGCAGCCCCGUUCAUUAGUGCCGUCCCAGAAAGGAUUGCUUAUUGCGUCCUUGUGUCUAUUAAUACCGUUUGCGCGAUUAAUUGCCUAUACCGGCGCCACACGUUCUGAGAAGGGUCGUGACGUUCAUUGACUGGUUCCAGUGUUGAAAACCACGACUCUUUGAGCGUGAAGGUUCAGUCUGCCAACAUUACACCCACCUGCGUCUGCCUCCGAUUCGGUCUCUGGUAACUACUUUGGAAUUAGAGCCGAGGCUUAGAACUAACAAGCUCACGACAGUUCGACCGAUGAUGUCCACCGCGUGCCCUGCAGCAGGGUGGGAGUAGGAGUAGUUACUCUCGGGUGACUUAGUCUAUAUCCAUAGUAGACUUGCACAGCGUCUACCGCACUCCCUCCUCCUCCCUCGCCUCAGUCCGGUGUCAUGACGGAAUCAAGAAGACCGAUGGCGGAAGAGGGCGCAGGCGACUGACAUGGCGAAGACCCGAACUUUGGCGUACCACUACACCCUCUGGUCCACGACGUAAACACAACAACAAUAAGAGGAAAAGGGAAGGGGGAACAACUCGGAUCUCGAUUGGUGCGCCGUGUACCUGCGCCUGGGCGUACUGCCAUAUUUCCAAUGUUGGAAUUUGUUAUGAGGGCGCAUUGCCGAUAGCGCCUGCCAGGCCCCGACCCAGCCCCCCUGUUGGUCCAGCGCAUCUACCUCGAGGCCCGUUUUAGGGGCACACCGUUUCUAUCGCCACGCUGGAGUAUCAUAUUGAAUUCCUGGGAUUCAAGAAAGAAAUCAUUACCCAGUCGAGAGUCUUUGAUGGGACCCCGACGGGUCUUUAAUAAAAAUUAUCCAUCUAUCUAUCUAUCUUGCCGGCGACGCAAAUUUUAGCAAGUUUAUUAGAUGAGCACGCUGCAUGUCAGGGUUUCCGAUCGUGUUUGGCGUAAUCGUAAGGAAUUUUCCCCAUCGGACCUGUCUAUGAUGGUGGUAAAUGAGGUUUCAUGGUAAAGAGGCUUUUUUAAGACACCUAAUGCACCGUACGAAUUAAGUGCUGUCUCGAGACAAGCCUAAUAUUCUCAGUCUUACAUGUGCAUUUACACCUGCUCCUGAACCGCUACCACUGAACAUAUCAUUUUUGGCGUCCACAAAAACGCUAUUUCAAGUGUGCACACUUGAACAAUACAGUUUUUUGCACCUGUUGGUUAAGAUGGAAGCACACCUCCAGCACUCAAACAUAAGCACCUUAGAUUAACGACCAGGUGCGCCGAGUGUGUUACGGCCCUCGUGAUUUCUGUUCACAAUCGGUCCACGCGCAAAUUCGGUUCACUUGUGUGGUAAGUCAGUCCGUCAGGUUGUUAGUCUUAUUUUCGGGACCCCUUUUAUGCAGCUCCGAGAGCUUCGCACGUAAUUUUGGUGAUGUCCGGUGCCAUUGAAUUGCACAGACAAAGGUCUGGAUGUUUUUCGUCCGGUUUUGCACUCCUACCAAUGAGACCGUUUCUGUGCUCAGUUGUCCGGCAGGGCUCAUUACGGGUUUCGCUGUUGUCAACGAAGAAGAGGCGAUCUCGGGAACCAUAGGCUUAAUAGCCUGACCUUUCAAAAGCAAACAAACUUCCAUCGUCGGAGGUGGGUUCUGUACGGCGCCUCGCAGUAUUUAUGGGUGUUGAGCAUGCGGGAGUGUUGUCGUUCCUACUGCUAUUCGUGCAGGAUCUGCUGCGGGGGGAGAAGUUAAUUGCUGUCGUGCUGGUCGGUCCCUUCCUCCGUUCGAGUGGGCUGUGUCGGGAUGACAACGGUCAAUGACCUCGUCUGCAUUGCCCGCAUUUGUUGUGCCUGACCCACGUUUCUCGUAAUGGUCUCCCGUUUGCAUCUGCCCGUGUGCACUUCGGUGAUUGGUGGCCCGUCGCCUUUGUCUCCCUUAUCGGUCUGCUGACCCCCGGCUUCGGUGUUUGGGCGCGAACUGUGUUCACUCGGACUUGUGGUCCUGACUUCCUGCCUUUGAUUCCGUUGAUUGAACCGCACUCGUAGGGCCUGGUAAGCCGCUGGGAGAAUCGUGGAGCGGUUGAUGGAAGUUGGUACGGUGUGCCAGGCUUCGAGCGUUUCCCUGACUGUCUGGUCGGCACCUCGGCCUAGGAUUUCGGCGUUCUGGAAGGCGAAAGUGUGUCCGGAGGCAGCACAAUGUUCCGCCACCAGUGAGAGUUGGCCCAUCCUUUUCACUGACCUUGCGUGCUCACUCUUGCGGGUUUGUAGACGUUUUCUGGUCUCUCCAACGUAGUUCUCCUCACAGGAACUGCACUGGACACGGUAGACGACGUUUGCCGUUUCGCCUCGUGACAGAGGGGCCUUGGGUCUCAUGACGAGACGUCUUAUUGUUGCUUCAGGUCUGUGGGCGACGCCGAUCCCCAGUGGUUGUAAGAGACGAGCGACUGCUUUGGAUACAUUCUCGAUAUACGGUAGCGCUCGCCACACUUUUGGUUCGUUGGCCUUACAGCCUUCUUUGGUUGCUUGCUGCGUUCAAUGAAACUGCGAGGGUAACCGUUGGAGAUGAACAUCCGCCGAAGAUAAUGGAGUUCGGCUACUUUGUGGGCUGCUUCGCUGCAAUGAGUUUCCGCCCUCUUGUAAAGAGUCCGCACACAGCUACGUUUGUGGCGCAACGGGUGGUUACUGUAGUAACUGAGGACCUGGCGUGUGUUGGUGGCCUUUCGGUAUACCAUCAUUCUUAGGCUCCCGUUGGUUUUGCGGUGGACCAGGACGUCUAGGAGCGCUAGCUGGUUGUUGACUUCUGUCUACCUUGUGAACUGGAUGUCCGGAAGAACAGAGUUCAGGAUCGUGUGAAAUUCGGAGACCAUCUCCCGCUUGAGGAUGACGAAGGUGUCGUCCACAUACCGUGUAGUGUGUACGUGUGUGACUAAGGCUUGUCAUUUAUUCAUUUUGAGCGAAGGAGGAGGGCGUGGGGCAAAUUCUAUUGCGCAAUCGCCUCUGGCUAAAAUGAACCUGACGCCCUUUAUAAACUAUUGCUGCGCCCAAAAAUCCCCCACCUAGGAGGUUACCAAGUGAUUUGGAAACUCGGUCGUUGAGACGGAGGGUGGGGCCGCAAUGGCCUUUGUGUGUCCCCUCGAUGGAUCUUACAGUUAUGAUGUCAAAGUUGAUUUGAGUAGGUUUCAGGUAGACUGAGAGAUCAGUGCAUAGAUGGGGGUUUUCUGUCAGGUAAGUCAGCCUCCGUAUCACUUCCUGUUCGUAUCGGCUUAGUAUUGCUAAGGAGAGUCCACGGGUUUGAAAAGAGGUAGGGAUAUCAAUCCUGCGGAACUCUCCUUCGUUGUUAUUCGAAUGGCUGGCUAGUCAUGGUGCUCGUCGAGGUCGACAAACGAGCUAUCAUGUACAGUUGCCAUGAUCGUAGUAUUUGAUCCCCCAUGGCCCCAAGGUGGUCAUAAGUUUGGCGCGCGUCUGGACCAUGUAUUUAUACUUUCCUCAAUCUACGAAAAAGAGUGUUUUGUCCUCCACUUUCCUCUCCUUAUCUCCCUUUAUCUGUUUGCCUUCUCUCUGAACCCCGGGUAAAAGCGGAAUCUUCGGAAUCCGGAGACGUCUACAGCGCGCGUGUCAACAUGAUGCAGACUCGAGAAAUGCUGAUUCGAGAUUAUCCCUACAAACAGGCCUACUGUCACACCUGUCGAAUCCAUCGCCCUCCGAGGGCCUCCCACUGCUCCAUUUGUGAUAACUGUGUUGGUAAGUUAGGUGAAGAAAAAACACCUGGACGUUUUUUUGGCGGCUGUUUUCGAGGCUGUUUUCCACACUGUACUGCCAACUAUGCACACCGGCAGUCUCUGAAAUCGACCGAGGCAGGGCGGGGGCGGUGAUCUAUCCGAGUCAAGUUGAGUGAGGAUGAGAUUGGUCGAAAUGGCUGUCGUGAGGCGAGGUUUUAAUUAAAUGCACGCAAAAAACUUUCACACUUACGAUGCAUCACCCGCCACUACUGAUGUUGGCAAACCUCUUUGUACCGCCUUUGUAUUAGUAACCGGUGACGUUUUACUGACUGUUUCUGUGUAUGCGUGUGCAAUUCAAUAGCCCCGAUAAGCACCCGAAUGUAGAGAAACGGUCUGAACAGAUGGUGGUCAGAGCUCAUCGCACAGGCAUCCCAGUCCAGCUGUGAUAGGUUCGCUAAUGUCUGACCAGUAUAGUGCGGUUGUUGUUCGUGAGGUAGCCACUUAUUUGCACGGCGGAAGGUAGACGGACGUCGAACAGAUGGGCCAGGUUCAGAAUUAGGUCUGUGAUUGAUGGCGCAGCCAUGUAGCUGGUUGGAGGUAACAGCGUACGUUGACUCGAGUUUCGCAGUUUCACAGAUGCCGCACAUGCCGACGGGCCAGCGUAGUCUAUUAGUUGUUGGGAGAAGAUCUGUCAUUCAGUGGAAGUCAGUAUUUUAGAAGUGUAUUGCUGUCGUCCUCGAUAACUCUAUUAAAAGUUUGCAGUCGUUUACCAGAAGAACAACAUUGUAAAUUAGCAAGCAGAUGACUAUCCCAUCAGGCCAAUAAAGGCUUUGAAUAAGAAAUCUUACUAAAAUGGAGCGAGUAGUAUAUGUACAUAAUUUUAGAGGGACUUGGAGACCCAACAGGACCCUUGUUUCCAUCAUGGGUCCUGCCCUGAUGCACACUCUGCUUUUGAGGCAGGUGUUGACGCGCAUUCGAAGGCCCUGUCAUUUGUUACCAUUGGUCAGGCAAUUACUCUUUUCAGCACCGUUAACCCUCCGAUAGCCUAGAAAUCCGGUUUAAUUAUGGCUGAGCGCACGGCGGUUGUGUGGGAUAGCCUGAUGGAUGGAUGUUUUCUUAUACUCCCCGGGGUUCAAGGACAAAUCUCUCUGUCCAGCCCUCCUGCACGCCAUUAGAAUGUUCGAGGACUAGGCUGAACGGUUGCUGUAAGGCCUUAUUUUAUUCUGAGAUACAUUGACCAUGUUGUGAUGCCGACACAGUUCCCGACCUUUUAAUUGAAAGCUUUUCUUGUCAGAUCAAUGCCCAGCCAUGUUUGAAGAUACUACCUUUUUUUCAUACUAAACGACCUUAUCUAGCUGGGCUUGCUCAUUCCCCAAAUGACCUUCGCUGGAGACUGUUCCGUCACCUGCCACAUUUGUACGCGCCGGGUAUCCGGCAAUUAAGCCUGUGGGGAGGUCCCGUAUUUUUGAGGAUUCCUGCCCUCUCGGGCAUGUUUGAGCUAGUAUCCUUCGCAUUUCAACUGUGUAGAGAAUACAGCCUAACAAAUCAUGCAUCAGCCUUUAGCUGGUCCAGUUGCGCUUAUAACGGCGUUUUGAAUACUGUAUUUUUCAUGAUAUAUCUGCUGUGACCCAGAACCGUUUGUGCGGCACCGUGAGUGCUAUGGUUUUAUUUGAGCCAGCCGUUCUCGACCAAAAUCUUAUCAUUGGCCACCGUCUCCCACAAAGAUUCUGAGAGUCGAAGAGUUUGCCAGAUUAGGGGAUGAUAGUGCUUAUAAUAAUGACUGCUGGUAACGGUUGUGGCAGUGAUGGUGAUGGCGGCGAAUAGACUGUCGACGAUAUCGACAGUUUAGAAGAAGACGAAGAUGCGAUCGCAGGAACAAGAAGUUUAUCGGCCUGACGUUUUGGAUUUUCACUCGAACCCAUUAGCAGAGACGGUCGCGGAUAAGGGUAGCGGAGGCGCAAAUAAUGCAGCAUUUAUAGUGCGUAGCUGCCGUGGGACCACAAUCGCAUUAUAAUUAACAGCUCUUGUGAUCACCACUUGGGGUUGCAAUUGAUUCGAUAAUGGUUUGUUAGUCUGCGUCCGAGUUGUUAAUCGCCGCAAUUUCAUCAUCCGUAUUGGAUGUUGGGGUGAUGAUGACCAGGCAGUUUGGUUCGCUGUCACUGGGAUUGUUGUUCGCCCGCGCCCUCCCCACAUGACUGAUUGCCAUGAUCAGGGAAUGUCUCAGCACAGAAUAUGUCAGCAGGAGGUCAUUACGUUUGUUGAUGGAUUGUAGGCUUGAGAACCAUGACUCGAGCAGCUCGCGACCCACGCGGUUGCCACCUCUUACGAGGAUUUCGGGGCCUGGAAACUUGAAAAUAUGGCCGGGUCCCGUCGAGCGUGCCGCCACCUGAGAGUUGGCGUCUUUCCUCCCCACUGCUGUUGCGUGCUCUGCCUUUCGCGUCCGGAGUAAUCUCCCAGUUUCUCCGACGUACUUGCCCUGUCUGCGACUGCAGCAGGUCCGGUAAACGACUCCAGCCGUUUUCUCCCGUGGCAGUGGGUCUUUCGGUCUCAUGACUUGGCGCCUGAUGGUUGCUUUCGGCCUGUGUGCAACCCCAAAUCCAAGUAAAGCUUUCGAUACAUUCUUUACGCAAGGAAGAGCUCGCCAAAAUUUAGGGCCGGUUAGAUUUGCUCUCCUCCAUAGUUUGUGUAUGUAAUGGUCGACAAAGUUGCGAAGGUAGCCAUUAGCCCUAAGUACCCGUCGAAGAUAUCAUAAUUCGACAAUCUUGUCUUCCGCUUUACCGCAGUGCGUCUCAACGCGCCGGUAUAGCGCCCUUGCGUAACUGCGUUUGGGACUGACCGGCUGCUUACUGUUGAAGUUUAGUACUUGUGUCGUAUUUGUCGUUUUGGAUAGGGAAGUAACCUACUGAUCAAAGCUCUCUUAACAGAAGUAAUACUUGCAGCGAAGUGGACAACGAGUCAGCGUUUUGUACGCGCGACAUUGUUUUCGUUGCGAGAGACACCCCGAAAUUAUAGAAAAUGUACUCUGACUGUGUCGGAUUCUGUCUUCGCUGGCUGAUCUAUGCCCGAUCUAGCUUUGCCUAUCCAUUUUAGAGCGUUUCGACCAUCACUGUCCGUGGAUUGGAAAUUGUGUCGGAAAAAGGAAUUACCGCUAUUUUACCGUCUUCAUCGUAUCUGUUGCUGUCUACUGCAGCUACGUGAUUGCCUUUGCGGCUGUCAACAUUGUAAUCAGUAAGCUCUCCCUGCCAUUCCUUUGACGUACUGUCCGUCUUGCAGCGUAUUUUUGCGUUUCCGUUUCUCAAAUUUUAACGCACAUUUUCCUCCUUCUGUGGGAUUUAUGUUGAAUUCUACUUCACCCAUUAUGACGUCUACAGUGUGCGCUGCACCACAGACUCGCGAACUGUGAACAUAAAUCGCUGUAGCGCACGAAACGCCGCCCACCCCGCAUCCACGAAUGUUUUACUGCGUUAAAUAAACGACCGAGCAUCAAAAAAGGCACAGUUUGGAUUACAGGGCAUUAUUUAUUGACAAAGAAAUAAUUUAUUUUACGUAGAACCGCCAAAUCCAAAAAGUUACUCUGUGACAGGUCAAUUAUUCAAGGCUUAAUAUAACUGCCAGCAGAGAAGGGGAAUGUCAUAAAACGACAAACUGAUGAAAAACAGUAACAAAUACAACGUACUAGUACGUUAUCGAUUGCCCUUUGGCUGUUAAACUUGCUGUAAGGCGCGAGGGCAUGGAGACUACCAAGUUGUCUGUGGUGGUUUGGUCAAUAUAAUUACUGAGCAAAAAGUCCAACUUUUUCUCCAUUGAAAGGUGUCUUCUUGCCUUUUCCCAAUUUCUGUUGAUUAAUGCAAAAAGGUUUUCGAUAGAAUCCAGGUUCGGGCUGUUGGCGGGGAUAAAACUGCUUUGAAGACCGCAGGCGGAGAGGCUGGUUGCGGUCUAGGAUAUCACAUUAUAGUCGUAAGCUGAAUUGGAAUCAUACCUACUUUGGGCGGUGAACAGGGGCAUUAUCCUGCAAAAUUACAGUGCCCAUUUGACGUCGAUGAAUGCCGUUGUAACCGAAGGUAUCCUUUACGACGUAGAUGAACAUCUCGCUAUUCAUCGUCUCCAUUGCCGAACGCCAGACCGGUCGCUCUCCGAAUUUGAUAGCCAUCCAAACCGCCAGGCGUCGACAGUUCUUGAGAGUUGGUGUCGAUAUAGUGUGCUCUCGUGAGAAGUUCCUCCCACAUAUGAUCACCUUGGCCGACUUCGGAGGCUUGUCGAAAAAUAAGACCUCAUCACAAAAGUAAAUGCUUUUCCAAAAUGAAAGUCUGCGAUCAAUAUAUAUUUGAGCAAACAAAAAACGUUCUCCAAUAAGUUUCCUACCUAAGAAUGGCUUUGUCAUGGCGUUUUGCUGAAGGCCGAAUUCUUUCAUUCUUUUUCUAAUCAUGCCCAAAGAAAACAUUGACAGGUGUUCCCUGUAGGUAGCCUCAAGAGGCAUAUAAUGAUACUUUUUCAGUGUCCGACGAAUUAAAUCGUCGUCUUGCUUGCUUGUGGAUAGUUUUGACUCACCCGGCUUUAGCUCUAGGCACUGUUGUAUUAUUAAUAACUUUCCAGGGAGUGAUUUGGCUAAUAUUGAAAAUACUAGCCAGUGACUCACUCUGCAGCCCUUCGGCUGCCAAUUUUCGUAUCCGCUCAAAGUCAACUUCCGAUAGGAAUUGUUUCGAUAUCUUUGUUGCACGGCAUGACAAGGAAAAGUGGCAGUAUGCAGCGCACAAUCCAUAUAUAUGUGUUUACGCCUGCUAGUUCCUCGUGUAGUAAAGUAAAUACUGUCGAACAAACUUAUUACCGCGUUUAUCGAUAUAAAGCGUUGCAAUUUUGCUAAGUAGAAUUUGUAAAGAGGAAAUUACUUUCUGUUUCAUGAACAGAAUGCGUUUUUGCAUAUUUGCCUUAACCCACUGUUCAUGAAUUUCCAUCUCCAGAGUGGGCGUCUUUGAUAUUUUUCUUGGUUAUAGGAAAGUUCCCUUAUGACGCAACGCGUGCAAAUAAGAGGUUUUAAUAGGCGAUGCUUAUUAAAGAAGGAAGUUACGUGGAUAUACGGAAACGUCGAAAUUUGCCUAAUCUUGGCCUGUCUUCCCUCAAUAAAACUGACCUAGCAUGACCUUUUCUUUAGAAAAGGGCUUUCUAGGAUUCCAAUCAAUUCUAAAAGCAAAACUAACCACACCAAAUGUUUGCCGCCCCACCAACUGAAAUAGCGAUCUCGAUAUUUCAUGAGUUAGGUUAUCUACUGUAGUUUGCACUGAGGGAGACUGGUGUAGCAUCUACCACGCUCUCACUUCCUUCGCCCACAUGGCUCUGAUGGACAGGCAUUGUCAAAACAUCUGGCGAUGGGCUCAGAUGCGAUGACUCCCGAAGCUAAUCAGCUCGUUUACGCCUGCCACACAGGACUUGGCAGUUUACCGGAUCUACGCAGAAAUGGGGCUCGGAUCUCGCGUUUGUGACAGUGUCAUGGAGGUUCUGCUGAGAUGGAGCCAUUGAGUUUGACCUCCAGUCCUCGGGCUAGUCACCCCACAUACACACAGUACUUACCAUGAGGGCAGAGUUAUCCAAUCAGCUCAAAGCUUUCCAAGCCGCGGCUUCUAGCACAUCGGAAUAAUUCCAAGCCAGGUCUGGUUUAUUGUGCUGAGGGAUGCGCUGACUUGGCGUGGAGAUGGAUUCCUCAUUGUGGAUAAGAAUGAGCUGUUGGUAGCAGUGACGAUGGUUAAGUGUCCGGCGAAGCAUCCAAAGGUCGUCUUAAUCACUGUCCCACUCUCUUAACUUGCGGGAGUUGUACCAAGCAGGGGAGGAGUGAUUCCGCCGAAACAUAUUUUUUUCUCUAUUCCCGCCUUCUUGCGCCACCAAACUCAAGAAGAUUGUCCACCGCCUUUGGGGGUGCACCAGUCGACGUGCGUGGAACUACUGCUUUCUAGGUGCUUAGGCGGACGCCUCGUUUCUCCCUCCUAGUCCCUCCUCCAGUACACGAGUUUACAGUGCUCGCAACCGAUUUGCCAGAUCAGUACUAAGCCACGCCCGGAUGUUUUACCGUUGCCUAAUCUUCAGACCCGGCAACCUGCUUACUUCUCUUUUACCCUGUUCUACGUGCGUUGCAGACCACAGGGCCACCUAUCGUCCCGUAUUGCGCUCCUAUUUUCCGCCUUUCUAUGGGGUAAGCAAACAUCUCGACCUCCCCCCUCUCGGCUGCCUACGGAUUCGCAAAAUGCGGCCUUAGAUUAAUACAGGUGUAUGACCUUACAGGGAUGGAGAACAGCUGAGCGACCGCGUCACUCGUUGGCUAUGCGUGGACACAAUACAGACGUGGAUUAACCUUUUCUGGAACCGCCAAGCCGUGAGGAUGUCGACCCAGCGCCUUGCCAGCCAGGCAGAUAGGAAGAGCGGAUAAAUCACUACGCGGACAAAUCCGAGACCUCGAUGGGGGCAGUGAUUGAACGCACAGGGUGACACAUGUACGCUUGACUGACAGUCGUAGCGGCCGGUGGGCAGGGAAUGCAGGAGAGGAUCCAGGCAGUGCGCGCUAACUCCGAUCAACCACCUGCGGUGCGUCCUCGUCAGAGAAUCAUUUUAGGCCUGGCUCUGCCCUUUCCUAACUGAUGAGGGUAGUUAAAAUAGAAGUGGCUGUUCUUGUUUUUUGUCGAUACUACCACAGUUUUUUUUCAGCGUCCACAGGCUACCAGUGAAUCUCUGCAAAGUUUGCGAUAAUCGAUUGCAACAGGCGAAAUGUCGGGUAGUUCGUAGAGUCUCAACAAUUGCGGCCUUUUCAAUCGAUGCUUGGCCUAAAGGGGGGGGGGGGGGCUGAAGAUCACGCAGCCCAGAACCCUGCACUUUUUUAGGAACCAAGAAGUAAAGAAGAAGAGUCGAGCACCGGAACACUUCUUUUAUUAUCCUGAGCUUUAAGACUCGUACAGGAGUCCAUCGUCAGAGGUAGUGGCAGAAACAGGAUAGGCGACAGUUAUAAGGCACGUAGGCCCAAUCAUCGACCGACGUCGCACGACUGGAGGUGACUACGAAGGCCUCUGUACGCCGGCGCCAGAUCGAUAAAUCGAUUGACCGAGUUCUCAUCCGAGGCCCAGGCUUCAAUCAAUUCUCGGCCUGGAACUCGAAAUUUCGCCUUCAUUCGUGAACCAAGAAGUUUCCGUCGAUGUCCGCUAAACUCCGCUUCCAGUUAAUGACAUACUCUAGGUCAGUCCGACCUCUCAACUUCUUAAAACCCCAGCUGCGGGUCUUCUCGAUCAAAACACUUUCCUGUUUUAACGUUGGUUCGUCAAAGUAGGUAUGUUUCACGGAAUGCCUUUUGAUGCUUUAGGUAGCUGCCUUCUAGAAUUCCUAUUCGUGGUGCUCUGCCUUGGUUAUUGGACAACCUAGAAAUGACAGCCAAAUUGGUUUGCGUCAGUAAUGGGCGUUUACCAAGUGACAUAAUAAUAGGCUAUAAUGCUAGAGUCCCCCGUGCAAAUUCUGAAAAUUAGUCGUUUCUUCGUCUUGGUUGUCCUCGAGGGUGGGCACUGUCACUGUUUUCGUAGCAUGUGGACUUCCGUCAAUUUUUUUAUAAUUGCAUGUGAUUGUUACUUUAUCGCCCCUUUAAGGGUAAAAAAACACUUAAACAUGUGACUGUAAUAAGUGCGAUUUUUGCGCAACUCGGCUGCCGUAUGCGCGGAUCUCAAACAGUUUUUUUUAUCAUAUUCCUGUACAUCUUUUUGCUGAGCCUAAUUCUGCCCUUGAAGAAAGUAAAGUUCCGUCUUCAAAAUUCGUCCUUGGUGCCUUGGGAACUGACACUCUUUACCCUACGGUCGUUCCCCUAGAUUGUAGUUUUUUCUCCCUCGAUGUGAUAGUUCUGCAUCCUCUGCAAACCUCAGCAGUAAUUUUGAGUCCACAGUCUGUUACUUUAAUUGGUUUCUUGCGACUAUAGGAGAAGGUAUCUGUCAGUUCUAUAGAUACUGGGACGUCGUCUGGUUGUUUUGUAGUCGCGUGACGGUCGUUUCGGUUGUGAUUGUGAAAGCACUCAGGAGGACAUUACUGACAAGGGAAGACCGGGUUGUCUGGCUCGAUGAUCCACCAUAGUCUGAUUUAAGAUUCCGAUCGCGCCCCUCCUCCCCCCUCGGGACGAGGAUAGUCCCAGCUGGUGAGGUUAAUUGAGCUAGAAGCGGUCGUCCAUGGUUUUUUGUGGGUGCAUUCGCCUCUUCUGGACGUUCGCCUGUCAGGACCUCUAGACAGGCCCGUUGUGCGUCCUAUACUUGGGAUGGGCAGGUGAACUCCACGUCUGCGUGACUGAAAAUAGCCGAAAAUUUUCUGCCCCUCUUUUUUACUUUGCUUCCUGACAAAUUUCUGUUCUCACGUGGGCUUUUUUGUUACUUUCCAAACACACUUUCUACUCACCCUAUGGUAGUAAGCUGAUAUCUUGCCUCUUUUCGUCUUUAGCCUACCGGACCAAACAGGACCUCAUCGAGACGCUGAAGAUGACACCAGCAUCAUAUCCUUCUGUUUUCAAACUAUUGUCGACUUUAAAUUCAGGGUUUGACCUCCUACCAAGCUACGACCUAGUGGUCUUUCUUUUAAGUGGUCUUUCAAGUCUAGUCACAGAAGGUCAGUAUUACGACCCUCCCCCCCCCCUUCGUAGAAGCCGCCACCCGCUAAUAACGCGUCGCGCUCAGCAGUUUUCCCUCAUAUUCCACACGGGUCUCUGCAGAUCAGAGUUGAAUUCUUAGGUCAUGCUACUUUCCAGCUGUCUUCAUCUUCAAACAGUGCUGCAAGGAACACUACCCAGUGAAUUAGGUUUUCUAACAGUUGAGCUCCGUCUUUUGUGCUACUUAAAUCCGCAUCAGUGAUAAACUAGUCAGAAGAAGCGAUCGUUUCAGAAAAUCGGGAGGACUCUGGUGGUUGCCCUGGAGUUCUCAGGACCGGACAAUCAGCGUGCCUUACCUGCCCACCUGAACAGUCAUUCUCACCCGUGGCUGGGUGGAACACCGCUCGGCGGAACUCCCACACAUCCCUAACACGUCGACCGACGGACGAAAGCAGAUUGUGGCAUUCGAGGUAGAUGCCCUUCUGGAUUUUUGUGUGAAGUCUACCCUAGGCAGGCAGGAGGGACCUUCUUUUUCGCGUCUCAGGUGACCUGAGACUUGUUACCGUAUCAUGGUGGAACUGCAAACAUGGCGCCAGUCUUGCGCGUGACCUCACGAUAAUCUCUCCCACCUACAGGCUAAUAUUUAUCCCAAUCACCCCGACGGAAACAAGUCCAAGUCGUUGAGGUUUAGCACUUACUCCAGUGUAGCUUUUUCCUUCAAACAACCUUGGAGAGUUGGUCAGCUGGCUUCGGACGAACGAGCUAGUAGCCUGAGGUUGAGUGUUCCGUUAGGCUCUGCCUCGGUUUACCUGCUGUUCCCCUACUUUUGGGUCCUCGUUGCACUAAGCAUCAGUUUCGUGCCUGUGUAUGCACACACUAGCCUCUAAAAGGAGCCACGUGGUAGAUGCGUUGGACCAACAGAGGGGGGGGGCCAGAUCGAAGUCCGGUAGGUGUUAUCGAGAAUACACACCGAUGACAAGUGUCAACAUUUGGUUGUGGCGGCAUUCCCAGUUACUGGCUGACGUCGCGCCGAUUUAGAUUCGUGCCGUCCCAUACUUGUUGUUUAAAAUCCUGGUCAGGUGGUUGGUGUGGGCCAGGGGAUGUGGUGGUACGCCUAGGUGCAGGUUCACGCCACGCUAGUCACUUACCGCCUUCCCUCGCCGUCGGUCAUCUUGACUCUGUCUUGACACCGGGUCCAUGGGGGGGGGAGGAAGAGAGAGUGCGGUAGAUGUUGCGCAAGUCUUUUACUGCCAUAAACUAAUUCACCGUCCCUGCUCUCACCCUGCUAGGGAACAGACGGUAGACAUCGUCGAAAUCAACGGUCGAACUGCCAUUAAUUCAUUCACACCAGCACUCUUCUUAGUCUGCCUAUCCUUAACCAAAACGUUUCUCUGCUGGUUACUCGCUACCCACGUUGAUUGAGAUACUUGUUGCCUUCUUCUCGAUGCUCUCGGUCGUCGGAUUGUCCUGUUUCCACAUCUCCAUCAGCUGUCGAGAAUUCUCCACCCAUGAAGAUGUGAGUUUAACUACCUACCAGUACCCUUUCUCCCUCGGUUACAUCGACAGGUGUGCAUCCUUUUGCCUUCCUUGCUAUUGUUAGCCGUCCUGGGCAAUCAUUGUUAUUUAAAAACACCUCCAUUUCCACCUCCUGACUCGCGAAUUCCCGCCAAUUUUGUGCCCACAUAGGUUUGUCUCCCUACCUCUCCCCAUUUUCUCCCUCCCCAACAAUCCACUACUCCCUGCCGUGUAAAAGUGUGCUGUCGUCCAAGCUAAGCGGACGCCUGCUCCGACAAACUGACACUUAAACCGUCGCAGGUAACGAAAUCCAUCGUCCUACCAGACGAAGCGUGUUGUUUGUCUACUUCACCCUCACUUCCCACAUUUACCGCGUUCCUAUAACAAGGUCAGGACAGCUAGGGAGGUGGCCGACAAUGCCAAAAGAGACCGUCUACGCGUGCCACACACAGCCUUCCCCUUAAGUCCACACGUACUUGGCUCCACUGAGGAGCAUCUACGGAUCUCAGAUGAGCAGUAAUGCUAUCAAAGCCUUUUCAGUCCAACCUUCAGCCUUGAGUGGUAUUGAUCCAGCCUGUCAUCCACCGGCCUUUAAGCCACGACUUUUAAGACGUCGUAAUAGAGUGAAGAAUGUCAUGUUUACUAUGGUGCAGAUUGCGCUAAUCCCUUAUGAAGAAGAAUGCUGUCGUCUGACUGACUGCUUGAUUGGGCAAAAUGAUUGAAGUGGCGCGAGAACCGCGCCGGCCGCGUAUCUUAGGUGUGCACGUCAUUCGUUAGGAACUCACACAGACUCGGCGCAGCCUGAAUAACACAUGACGUGAGCCAGUACGAUCCCACAACGGCACAGCCCGUUUCUCGACACCUUGGGCUCAGCAUCACUCUCUGCCGCCCGUCAGAACCGCAACCCUUUGUGUGCACCUGACGCUCAAACCCAAGACAGUUCCGAUUCUCAACUAACUGCCCCCAGGAAAUGUUUGUUUUUCGCCUGGUACGCCGUCCAUCCUAGUCUGUCUAACGGAUCAUUUCCAUGAAGUCCGCAUUGCCGUUUUCUCUCAAACUACGGCUAACAUUUGUGCUUUUGGUCAUGGUGAUUUUGGUCGUGGUGAGGAUUAUGAUGGUGGUGGUGAUGAUGAUGAUGACGCUGUUCGUUUCCUUUUUGCCGGCAGCGAAGCCAGUAUAUAAACUAAAGAACAAUGCCGUACGCACCCUCUCCCCAUCCUCUCUGCCGACUAUGUCUUCUGCAUCAAGUGGUGCGUCUAUUUAUCAGCUUGUGCUUUAUCUCAAACUUUAAUCCCGUCUAGAUUCGUGGCCUGCCGCGACUCUUGAAACAAGCCAACCGGAAAAACCCCUUUUCACAGGGCAGCGGUUGUAGGAAUAUGUGCUACGUGCUCUGCGGCCCAGCUCCACCCAGGUACUUUUGUAUUGCCCCUAAAACUUUCCUAUCCACUUUUUUUUAUAUAUAAAAGUACUUUCAAGUUCUACAAAAGACCUCUCUUUGGUGUCUUUUGAAGCCACGUUAAGGAUAGUGCAGCUAAGAGCCUGGAGUGUUAUCACCUUUAAGUUGUGUCCGGACAAUGUCUUCGGGUGAGAGAAAUGUCUGAACGUUUAUUGGCAACUCAGACAUUCUAUUUUAUUUACGAGUUCUUUACAUGUAGCUCCUUCAUCGGACGCCCUAUUUCACCCUGAGGUUUCGGUCUAAAGUCCUCUCCAGAGGUUGAAUAGCGCCCAGCAGUUGAUGGUUUAGACAUAUUACAAGCGAACGAAAGGGUGGCCAUUUCUAGUGUGUUUGCUAUCCCUCACAAACCUUCCCCUGAUCUUAUCGGGGAAUACCUGGAUCUCCCUACUUCAUGCUUCAACCAGGGUAGGUCGACUAACGGUAACUCCUACAUGGUAUAGGCUAUUCCUGAAUACAGUUGGCAAAGCGUUAGCCCCCGACUCAACAAAUAUAAUGUUUGUUUCAAUAGCCAGCUCCUCGCGUGUUAUGAUGUCUGGUCCUCUCAGCCCUGGAUUCGAAUAUGGCUAAAUGUCGGAGACAAAUGA